AGAAAACUAAAGAGAAUAACAUCCCCCCAAUCAACAUAUGAAAAGAAAGGUGGAAGUCGUCAACUUUACGUUGACAGAAUAAUGAUGAAUCAAACAAACCAAACCAAGGACGCUCUCUCCUGCUACAGUCCUUCUGUUGAAAUCUACCGGUACUUUGCCGCUCUGUGGGGAUGUGCUGUAACCAUCACGGGUACGGUGGGGAACCUGAUGACUAUUCUGGCUUUUGCCUUUGACCCACGUCUGAGGACUCGCUUCAAUGUGCUCAUUGUCAACUUGGCUGCAACUGAUCUCUUGUACUGCACCAUCCUGCAGCCCUUCUCCAUCGACUCCUACCUGCACCUCAGGUGGCGCAGCAGUGAGCUGUGGUGCAGAGUCUUCGGCCUGCUCGUCUGCCUCUCCAACUCGGUUUCCAUUUUCACUCUCUGCCUGAUAGCAUUGAGUAGAUAUCUCCUGGUUGCAAAGAGAGUUAUGUUUGACCGUGUUUUUUCUAAACGUGGUCUUGUUUUACUCCUCGUCUCUGCGUGGACGUUCAGCCUGGUCAGCUUUGGUCCACUCUGGUCUGUCUAUGUGUUUGUGCCACAGGUGUGCACAUGCAGCUUCCAUCGUACCCGGGGUCGUCCUUACACCACCAUCCUGCUAGCAUUCGGCUUUCUUGUUGGCCUGAGCUGUGUUGGUGCAUUCUACCUGCUCAUUUACAAACAUGUCCUGGUUGCAACACAAGCUCUGCUCCGCUACAGGUUCAGCCAACAGUCAUCCAUCAGGAAACCAACACCAGCUCAAGAGACUAACGAUAGCAGUGUAAAUUCUGUCAUAACAAACUCGUGCGGCCAGGCAGAACUGGUUCAGGGCAUAGAGGCAGCUGGUGAAAAGUCCUGCCAGUCUUCUCAAAGUUCACUUAAGACCUUAAAAACUGAGCCCCCAUCUGAAGCUGACCUUGCACCACCUACUCCCACAAAUGCAGCGCUGGCAUCACACUCGACAGUUGCAGUGGAUGAAAAGGAAAUUAAGCACAUAACACGGAUGUGCUUAACUGUUUUUCUGUGCUUUGUGCUCAGCUAUGUCCCCUUUCUGCUGCUCAACACAGCCGACAAACUGAACCACGCCCCUCAGUUACUAUACAUGUUCUUUACAAACCUCACUUGGCUCAACAGCUGCAUCAACCCCGUGCUCUAUGCUGUCAUGAAUCGCAAGUUUCGACAGGCCUAUCACAUGCUGCUCACCAAGGCUGCUGAACCUUUCACCCACCUGUGUAUCCAUCACACAGAUCAGAGUUGAUAAAACUUAAAGCAGACAUUAUAAGAUGGGAGACAUGCUAAGAAUGUUGAGCUGAAAUCAAUGGAAGAAUUUCAAAACAGCAAAAAUAUCAGCAUCAAUUUCUCUUCAGGGUGGAAAAAACUUUUUAAAACUUUAUUUUCGGGGGGUGAGAGCAUUUUUUUAAAAUCUUGUUUCUAUUCUGUACAUAGGGUUUAUGACAGGGCAUUUUCAGCCUUGCAGUACAAAAAUAUGUGUAGUUCAAAUUUUCCUCAUUUUAAAUGCCAUAAAAGGUUACUAAUGUAAAUAAACAAUUUGCUCUAAAUGGACAUGACUUCAUUUUGAAUCUUUGCAAACUUUGUACCAAAUCUCAAAAUUGCCCUGUUGUGUGUCUGUCUCAGCCAUAGUUCAAUAACUACUAACUUUUAGAAAGAAAAAAAAUCAUAAUCACCCCUGGCAUAAUUGUAUAUCUGUUAUAGUAACACACAUAGAAUUAUUCCAAGAUAACAAUAUCUUUCUAUACAUAUAUUUCUAAAAAUUUGGACAUGUAAUAUUAUUUGUUAAAAAAAAUCUAAAAAAAAAAAAAAAAAUAGCUGUCUAUGGUGUGCCAAUUUUAAAUUGGGCAAUUCCAAUUGGAGAGCAAUAUUUAGCUAAAGGGCCCCAUUCAAGGUUAUGUAGCUGAGGAGCCACAUGAAUCCCAUGACACUCAUACAGAUUAAGUUUUGUUGACCUCAUGUUUAAAAUGUAUAUUUCUCAAUAUAAUUACAAAACCUUAUGUAAAUGUAUCUUACAAAGUGAUGACAUUUAAGUUAUUAGUGCCACGGUUAUAAACUGUGCAUAAGUGUGAUGAAUGCGUACCUUAUUUGGAGAAGAAAGAACUGAAGGAGAAAUGAGUAGAAGAGACUAUAAAGAAGUGAUAGAGAGCAAAUUUACAAGGAUCCAAGCAGAAUAUAAGAGAAGGUAAAUCAACUGGAAAUGUUGCAUUAAAAUAGAAAUUAAAAAUAUCACUCAGGUAUCUUGAUGACUUCAGUGUGAGUACCAGCUCUACUGAAUGUCUACCCACUAUUAAGUAUUAGGAUAUGCUGAUGCUGGGCUUACCUAUUAAAACUAUUAUUAUUACUACUUUUUUAAAAAGAAUAAUAACUCAGUAAUUUAAAAAAACAAUAAUAAUCCUUAAUCAUCUUUACUUUGGUAAUUUAUUACAUUGACAUUAACCUAUUGUCUACCAUUUUCCAAAGAGGUAUCAUGAAAAGAAGAAUGAAGGAAACUGAAAAGUGUGUUAACUGUUCAAUUCAUAACAUCUCUAAAAGUGUAUUUUUUAACAAAAAUCAUAUUCAUUAAUGUUGUGCAUAUUUCUUAAAGUGAAAUUAAAAUGCAUUUUUCAAAGAUGUUAAAAUACAUGAAUGUAAUCAUGAGAUUGAGUGCAUGAGCUACGAAGAAUCAAAGUUCUUUCUGAAAUUUAGGCGUCAUUUAAUAAGUGAAAGUUUAUUUGUUGCGAUCAGUACAUUUGAUUGAUGUAUUGUUGAUGCAAAGAAUGACUUUCUCUAUCGAUGUUUAAAUAAAUACUUCACAUAUUUGGGCCCUCAGCACCAUUUCUGUCCCUUAGUGUGACAUAAUGUUCUCUGGUGUGACUUUCAUAAAAUUACCAAAAAAAUGCUUCUUUUUUUAACUUCUUUUUUUCUAUCAUUAUCUCACCUGUUAAGGAGAAGAUGGGGUACAUACAGACAUAUACAGUAUAGAUGUACAUACAUAGUAAGAUGCUUGAACUGCUCAAAUAACGCCUGGAGUAAAUCUGAAAUAUUGGUUUUUAGCUGUAAAGCAUCCUCACUUUGAUGGCGAGCUUUAUAAAGC
Molecule: messenger RNA, 3102 nt
Organism: Oreochromis niloticus (Nile tilapia)
Lineage: Eukaryota; Metazoa; Chordata; Actinopteri; Cichliformes; Cichlidae
Product: G-protein coupled receptor 84-like
Exons: 2
Coding region: 82-1275 (397 amino acids)
Biological process (GO): neuropeptide signaling pathway
Cellular component (GO): plasma membrane
Molecular function (GO): urotensin II receptor activity
Source: RefSeq, a predicted model, not a curated record